UGACGUUGAAAUCAAUCGACUGAAUUAGGUUGUAAAGUGUUCUGUGAAAACAUGCGUCUUAAAAUUCUGUCGUAGUUUCAUUGUCAUUGUUAUUAGGUUAUGUGUGGAUUACGUGGGAGUUUUUACAUUUUUAGUGACAAAAUGAACGGCCACAACCUCCUGGUUCUCUACGGGAGCCAGACAGGAACAGCGCAAGAUACAGCUGAGCGGAUCGGCCGUCAAGCACAGAGGAAGCGGAUGAGAGUCCGAGUGGAAGCCCUGGACACUUACAAUGUGGGCAACCUGAUCUCAGAGUCCCCGGUUGUGUUUGUCUGUGCCACAACUGGACAGGGUGAUCCACCAGACAACAUGAAGAAAUUUUGGAGAUUCCUGUUCAGAAAGUCUUUGCCUGCUGAUUCUCUUAGUCGUCUUGACUGUGCUGUUCUGGGUCUUGGAGACUCCUCCUAUCCAAAGUUCAACUUUGUUGCUAAGAAGCUCCAUAAGCGUUUGCUUCAGCUUGGAGCUAAUAUGCUGCUGCCUGUUGGACUGGCUGAUGAUCAACAUGAUCUAGGGCCCGAUGGUGUGAUCGACCCAUGGUUGCUUUCGUUUUGGCAGAAAACUCUAUCUCUCUACCCACCCCCUGCUGGCCUCGCUCCACUCCGUGAUGAAGACAAGCUUCCACCUCGAUUCGUUUUCAGUUUACUAGAUGAAGUCCCAAACCACCAGGUUGAGCAUCUCCAGAGACUUAUCAAUGAAGCCCCUCCCACCUCAUUGCAUCCUUUCCCAGCUCGAGUAGUGUUCAAUCAGAGAGUGACUCAUCCCUCACACUUCCAGGAUGUGAGGCAUAUUGAGUUUGACAUCACAGACUCUAACAUCCAGUACAAUGCAGGUGAUGUUGUAAUGAUGAGGCCCCGUAACGCUGCAGAGGACAUCAAGCAGUUCUGUCAACUCUUGAGACUUGAUCCUGAGUGCUACUUUACGUUAACCCCCACUGACAGUAGCACAGCAGUUGUUCCUGCACGGCUCCCGCAGCCCUGCUCUGUUCACUUUCUGGUGGAACAGUUCCUAGACAUUUCUGCUGUUCCACGUCGUUCCUUCUUCGAGGUGCUGGGCACUUUUGCCACUGAUGAGCUGGAGUGUGAAAAACUGCUGGAGUUUAGCUCAGCUGUGGGUCAGGACGCUCUUCACGCUUACUGCAACCGACCCCGUCGAACAGCUCUGGAGGUACUGGCAGACUUCCCUCAUACCACAGCUGAGCUGAGUGUUGACUACCUUUUGGAUCUUUUUCCUGAAAUCCAGCCUCGAUCCUUCUCUAUUGCCUCUUCGCUCUUGGCACACCCCAACCGCAUUCAAAUCUUACUUGCAGUGGUGAAGUAUAAAACCAUGCUUUUUAAGCCACGUAUGGGUUUCUGCUCAUCCUGGCUGGCUUCCCUAGACCCCUCUAAAGGAGAGAUUUACGUACCCUUGUGGGUCAAGAAAGGCAGUUUGAGUUUCCCUGAGGACCAAGACACCCCUGUGAUAAUGGUGGGACCAGGGACAGGUGUGGCUCCAUUCAGAUCUGCCAUACAGGAGAGGGUUGCUCAGGGGAAGAUGGAUAACGUGCUGUUCUUUGGCUGCCGAUCUGAGACAAAAGACUUCUACUGUCAGUCAGAAUGGGAAGAGAAAGUGCAAGCUGGCCAGAUGACCCUUUUCACAGCUUUCUCUAGAGACCAGGAGGAUAAAAUCUAUGUUCAGCAUCGUGUGAGGCAACAAAGCAAACUUUUAUGGGACUUGAUAGCAAAUAAGAAUGCCAACUUCUACAUUGCAGGGAAUGCCAAGCAGAUGCCCACCAGUGUAUGUGAUGCCCUGAAGGAAGCCUUUCAGAAAGAGGGUGGCAUGUCUGAAAGUCAGGCACAGGAGAUGCUGGACGCCAUAGAGAAAGUCAGGCGCUUUCAGAGUGAAACAUGGUCCUGAUCCU
Messenger RNA from Triplophysa rosa, 1936 nucleotides. RefSeq names its product NADPH dependent diflavin oxidoreductase 1 (gene ndor1). NCBI's taxonomy places the organism in Eukaryota, Metazoa, Chordata, Actinopteri, Cypriniformes, Nemacheilidae. The transcript has 15 exons. The record is from RefSeq and is a predicted model, not a curated record. The coding region runs from base 100 to 1932 and encodes 610 amino acids. Gene Ontology annotation, cellular component: cytosol. Gene Ontology annotation, molecular function: FMN binding; NADPH-hemoprotein reductase activity; flavin adenine dinucleotide binding.